AUGCAAAUAAUAUCGCUCAAGAUGACCAGCACAAAGUCAGUGGUAGAUUCGGACAUUCACUCAACUGUGGACAGUGACACAAGUGAUGUACAACAUCUGGACCUGACCAGCACCGAAUCUCAUUGUCCCUCAAAAGAGAGGACCGUUAAUGUCUUCUUGUUGGUGACCUGUGUGGUCUUCGGGGCAGCGUCAUUCCUUUUUGGCUUUGAUGAUAAGAUUAUCUCGCCUGUAGCGGCGCUGGAUCCUUUUGUUGAAAGGUAUCAAGGACCCAAUCCGAGUACUGGGAGAUAUACCUUGACCGCCCGCAAUCAGAACAUCGUAUUCUCGGUCCCGCUGGUCGGUUCGAUUCUCGGAGGUCUUGCAGCAUCGCCGCUCAAUUUCCGCCUUGGCCGAAAACGGCCCGUGUUGAUGGCGUACGUUAUCUCCAUUAGUGGUGGAUUGCUUCAAGUUUUUGCCCCCAGUCUGGCGGCAUUCGUGGCUGGACGAUUUAUAAAUGGCAUUGCAUGGGCAUCGCCAAUGGCACCGCUCCCUUGUAUCUUUCGGAGGAGUGUAACAUCAAUCAAUAUCUUGAACGUGACAGCGGGAGUUAUCGGAACCGUUGUAGUGUCUGAGACUAAAAAACAAGGAGGGAGAGAGUCAUACUUGAUCCCGUUGGCCGUGCAGUGUGCUCUCCCCGUGUUACUACUUAUCUGCACGUUACCUCUUCCUGAAAGCCCACAAUGGCUUGUUGCCAAAGGCCGAUUGGCACAGGCUCGUAGCAACUUGCGGAAACUCCGUGGCCUCAGCGACGAGCAGGUCGACGUCGAGCUUGAGAUAAUGAAGCUUUGUGAACAAAAGGAACGUGAACUGAAGGCCAAUGUGAAGUUCUGGGAGAUAUUCUCAAGGAAGCACCUCCACCGAACCCUGACAGCUGGGUCGUUCUUCUCUUUGAACCAGGUCUCCGGGGUAAUACUCUCGACGACUUACGUUACGGUUUUCCUCACCGAGAUUGGCAUGGAGGAUUCCUUCGCCUUAGAUGCUUUCUCCUUGACGGUAAUUGCAUCUUGUUGUACCCUUGCCGGUACUAUCGCAGCGCCCUUUGUAAUAGAUCGAGCUGGUCGUCGUCCUACCGCGUUGGUGGGGAUGAGCGUGUUGCUCGUUAUUGACGCUUUAGCCGGGGGUCUAGCAUUCAGCAAAGACCGGCGCUCUCGUGUAGCAAUUGUCGCAUUGUCUCUAACUUUUAACUUUUUCUGGGCCUCGUCGUUUUCUUCACUGUCGACUUUGAUGCCUUCAGAGAUGGCCACACCCAAACUCCGGCACCAUACCAUGGCCUACACCAUUGCCUGUGCUCAAACAACCGCAGUGAUCACUACGCUUGUCGUCCCUCGGCUGACCGCGCCAGAUGCAGCAAACCUAGGCGCGAAGGCCUAUCUUAUAUUCGCCGGCUGUAUGGUCUGUAUCGUAAUCUUCACAUUCUGUUUCCUGCCCGAGACAAAAGGCCGCACCUUUGCAGAGAUUGACGAACUGUACGACGCAGGUGUUCCGGCCUGGAAAUGGCGGACCUAUAAAAGUUCACUUGAAUUAAGGACAUAUCCAAAUCGCUCGAAACCCCCUCCAGAUGUUACUUAG
Aspergillus nomiae NRRL 13137 is the source of this 1608-nucleotide messenger RNA. Its product is annotated as putative sugar transporter. Gene Ontology annotation, biological process: transmembrane transport; carbohydrate transport. The record is from RefSeq and is a predicted model, not a curated record. The coding region runs from base 1 to 1608 and encodes 535 amino acids. Lineage: Eukaryota; Fungi; Ascomycota; Eurotiomycetes; Eurotiales; Aspergillaceae. Gene Ontology annotation, molecular function: carbohydrate:proton symporter activity. The transcript has 3 exons. Gene Ontology annotation, cellular component: membrane.